Messenger RNA from Dentiscutata heterogama, 282 nucleotides. NCBI's taxonomy places the organism in Eukaryota, Fungi, Glomeromycota, Glomeromycetes, Diversisporales, Gigasporaceae. The record is from the annotation of a GenBank genome assembly.
AUGCUAACUAGCCUUCUGGAAUGGCCAUUUCACAAAGUAGUUUUGGAUAGAGUACUAGCACAAAAUCAAAACCAAGAAACAUUAUUAAAUGAUCCUGUAGAAGUUUUAGAAGAAUACCAACCCAAAAGAAGAAUCCAAGAGUCUUGGUUUGAUCCAAUAAUGCAACCAGUCAUACUAGAGAAGUGGCAAGCAAUAUUAAGAGAAAGUAAAGCUAACUUAGCCCCAGAAAUAUCAACAAUCUCAUACCCUCUAUUGAAACAAGCAGAUACAAGAUCUCAACAA